GACUAUGGAAUAAAGUUACAAUCUCGUCCAUCUUGUAACGAGGACUUGGGGAGAGUUACUCCAAAGGGUAGCUAGCUAGCCACUGACGGAGCAUAACACAAAUUUAAAAAUCUCUGCUAUGCAAUCAGGCGACUGGCAGUGGGAGAACGCCGCAGCUGGCGCCGUCGCGGGGUUCGCCACCGUCACAUAUUCCCAUCCCCUCGAUGUCGUCCGCACGAGGUUCCAAGUACACGAUGGGCGAACUGCGAGCCUUCCAACAUACAGGAACACCCCUCACGCUCUAUUCACCAUCGCUCGUCUCGAGGGCUUCAGAGGGCUUUAUGCAGGUUUUUACCCUGCUGUUCUUGGAUCAACUAUUUCAUGGAGCUUAUAUUUUUACAUUUAUAGCAAAGCAAAGCAAAGAUACAUGAAAGACAGGAAGGAGCCAAGCCCCGGUCUUCAUCUUGCUUCAGCUUCUGAAGCAGGAGCUUUGGUAUGCUUUUGCACCAAUCCUCUUUGGGUUGUAAAGACAAGAUUGCAACUGCAGACUCCUCAGCAUCAUAUUCGUCCUUAUUCUGGCUUUCAUGAUGCUUUAAUAACCAUAAUGAAAGAAGAAGGUUGGAAGGCACUUUACAAGGGAAUUGGACCAGGUCUCUUUCUGCAGGUAACUCAUGGUGCUAUCCAGUUCACUGCAUAUGAGGAACUUCGUAAGGCUGUGGUACGAUGGAGGUCUGAAGGAAAUGAAAGAACAGUUGGGGCUUCUGAUGAGAUGUUGAAUUCAAUUGAUUAUGCAACAAUGGGAGCCUCUUCUAAACUAGCUGCUCUUCUUUUGACAUACCCACUUCAGGUCAUAAGGUCCCGUCUUCAGCAACGACCUAGUACUGCUGGAAUACCUAGAUAUGUAGAUAGCUGGCAUGUGAUGAAGGAAACAAUACGGUUUGAGGGACUGCGUGGUUUCUACCGAGGCAUCACUGCAAGCGUGCUUAAAAACGUCCCUGCUGCAUCAGUUACUUUCAUUGUUUAUGAAAAUAUUCUUAAUAUGUUGAAAUUAGCAAAGAGAGACCAUUAAGCUUGUUACUCUUUGGGUACCCUGCACUUUUUUUUCAGGACUAAACUCUAUAGGAAAGCAACCUUAAUGUAUAAACUAGAUGCGGUUUUAAAAUUUUUAAGUGGUGAGUAAAGAGAAAACUGCAAUUUUUGUAAUAUCUUAAAUUCUUAACUAUG
Molecule: messenger RNA, 1203 nt
Organism: Cuscuta epithymum
Lineage: Eukaryota; Viridiplantae; Streptophyta; Magnoliopsida; Solanales; Convolvulaceae
Source: the annotation of a GenBank genome assembly